Zophobas morio is the source of this 2897-nucleotide messenger RNA. It is a transcript of the gene Rubicon, whose product is annotated as run domain Beclin-1-interacting and cysteine-rich domain-containing protein. Gene Ontology annotation, cellular component: intracellular membrane-bounded organelle. Lineage: Eukaryota; Metazoa; Arthropoda; Insecta; Coleoptera; Tenebrionidae. Bases 157 to 2799 code for a protein of 880 amino acids. The record is from RefSeq and is a predicted model, not a curated record. The transcript has 8 exons. Gene Ontology annotation, molecular function: phosphatidylinositol phosphate binding.
CCUCAUUCCAGUGACAUCUGACAGCUGUCAGUGCGUCAGUGUCAAUGUGGGAGGAUUUGUUUAGGUUUUCCAACAUGAUUCACUUAAAAACAAGUAACAAUGUAUUUCCGCCAACGAUAAACUUUUCGGUCAAUAAUUUUAAGUGAAAGUGCAAAAAUGUCCGAUUCCAGUCCAUACGUAGCCAAAUACCAACAGCUCUUGCGCGACUUGAAAAACACGGUCGAAGGCCUCCUGGUGUCCCAAGUGGCCAACGUGUGGUCCAUAUAUGGGGGCCUAAACCGUCUCCACUGUUCAGUGGAGAAAAUCUUCAAACACGGCUGUAAAUCCCCAGGACUGGAGAGUACUGGGUAUUUUCAGUUUAUUCAAGGUUUAGAGUGGCUGCAGCCGGAAAAUGCCAAGUCGUACUUUUCGAUAGAUUGCGAAUAUAAACCCCACGUGCCGCAGAAUCUUAAAGAUGACAAAUCUUCAAUUUGGUUGUAUCGAAGUUUGGAGAAUCACUCGCUAUCUCAAAAAUUAUCAUGGCUGCUUUCGGAUAAAAACCACCUACUGCAAUGUUACCAGGAAUACGCAUUUCUAUGUCAGGAGAAGUACGCUGAAGCGGCUCUUAUUUGUUUGAGGGCUGUGGAGCGGAAUCAAGCCAGUUUAAUGUCGGAGAUUAAUCCAUGUCUUUUUCUUCUUGAGGCCAGUGCUAAAGAAUUCCACAAAAUGCACCGACGGUGUUCGUCGUAUCCAGACGACCACGUCAAACAUUUUUAUCUAGAUGCAGAGAAAAAACGCAAAACUAUGCAAGAUUUAAACGAAGCAACUAAAGAAGUUGUGAAAUCCCCAAAAAAAGCUCUAAUUAAGGGUAAAUUGAAGCCCUGGCACAGCAUGCCGAGCCUACAUUCUGACACUUUCCAAAUAAAAAAGCAAGUGUUCGCGCAGAGCAAAACAACUCCGUCCACUCCUCUUUAUACCAAAAAAAUUUCAGCUAGUACUUUAAAGUUAGAUAAGUCAAUACAGUAUCCAAAGAUGAGAAAAUCUAAUUUGAAGAAGGGGGCGCCUAAAGUGAAGAGGGAACCGAGGCACGUUAUUAUAAAUAAUUGUGAUAUUAUUGAGCACACGCCGCCUUUGAGCAGUUCUCAGAGUAGUGGUGCUAUGGGGAAUGAUGAUUUGAUGAAUCUCAGUACGAAGUCGUUGCCAGAAACGAGGAACAUUUCGCAUUCGCCAAGGCUUGUUGACAGUUUUCUACCUCUACCUGGUGAGAAGGAUUUUAGAAAAACUCCCAAGAAGUCGUUUAUUGAGGAUGGCGGAAUGAGCGUUCUUCCAAUGGCUACAGGGUACUUUCCAAGACCGGCCAAAGGCCAGAGCUUGCUCUCAUUCUUGACUUCAAGUCAAUUCGCAAGAGCAAACGCAGAACUCGACCGAGAAAACGCGCACUUCAGCAUUUCCGAAGCAAUCAUUUCCGCCAUGGAGCAGAUCAGAUGUCGCAGAGAACUGAAAUUGGUAGACGAACAACUCGACGACUCUGAUCCAGAGAUAAUAGAUUUAAAGCAACGGAUCAGAUUGAGAAGGCGCGAGAAACUGGCGGAAAAACAAAGAAAAGUUUGGGCGGACUCGCUGAUGAGCGACGGAAAAACAGACACUGCCACCACCGUCAGCCCGUGCUCCACCUCGCCCGAUUCCUUCUCGGACUGCGCAAGCUCCGAAGAAGUCGACGAUCUAGAAAUAGAUGAAGCCUCAACUCUCUCCGAAAACCACGGUCUCUCUGUUUCCAUGGCGUCCCUCUAUUCAGACGCAGACGUUCUAAGACGACCACGCGGUGCUCCAGACGGUGCUUCUGACAUUUUCUCAGCCGAAGGAGUAGCUUUAUCUCUGAUAAGCAAGUUCAGCGAAAAGCAGCUACCGCGCGCGUCGGAUCUAGAAUGGCUGGUUUCUGAAGAGGACGCUCCUCAAGCUCUCUUACCGAUGCCAAAGAGCUGGCCUGUGAGUCCCGACGACUCGGAAAGUUCAGUUACCUUGUUGAGAGGGACGCAAGAGUGGGCGCCACCAAGGCCUCAGAUUAUCUUCACCAUCCAUCCACCUCCUUCGAGGAAAAUCCUGAUAGCGAAACAAAACUAUCGGUGUGCUGGGUGUAGCAUGAGGGUGGCGCCACAGUACGCGUCGAGGUAUAGAUACUGUGAUUAUUUGGGGAGGUACUUUUGUACAGGGUGCCACACGAAUCAGUUAGCUUUAGUACCGGGACGGGUUUUGCAGAAGUGGGAUUUUACCAGAUAUCCCGUUUCGUCUUUCUCGUAUAGACUGUUGGAACAAAUGUAUUCCGAUCCUUUAUUCCGAGUUUUCGAACUUAACAAACACAUCUGGAAGAUGUCCAAAAACCUCCAGUUUUGUCGAAAAUUUCGACUAGGUUUAUUCUACUUAAAAGAUUUUAUUUUUACUUGUAGGUUUGCGGAAACGAUUCGCGAAAGAUUGGAGCAAGAAAAAACGUACAUUCUAGCGGAUCCGGAGAUUUAUUCUAUAGAAGAUCUAGUCAGUGUUAGAAAUGGUGAUAUGAAACUUAGGCUUAAGUAUUUAGUGGAGUUGUGUUGUAGGCAUACCGCCGAGUGCAAGCUGUGUUACGAGAGAGGCUUUAUUUGUGAAAUCUGUAAUUCACCGGAAGUUAUUUUUCCAUGGCAGAUGAAGAAGGUGAGACGGUGUAGUCAGUGCGGAAUGUGCUACCAUUCUAGCUGUUGGAUUCCCAGUGAAAAACCAUGUCAGAAGUGUGUAAGAAUUAGCAAACGUAAAGAAAUUUUAGGUAAUUCGUCUAACGACAAUUUUUAACUGUAUUUAAUGUAGAGAUUUUUAUAUUUAUUUCACUAUACAAUUUAUUUUUAUAAUCAAGGAAUAAUAUUGUGCAAUUAAUAAAUUGUUACCACGUU